Molecule: messenger RNA, 1186 nt
Organism: Drosophila melanogaster (fruit fly)
Lineage: Eukaryota; Metazoa; Arthropoda; Insecta; Diptera; Drosophilidae
Exons: 4
Coding region: 276-1091 (271 amino acids)
Source: RefSeq, marked reviewed
UACGGAGUUGCGCCCGCGCUUUGAGACUAAGUCAAGUGUGAAACACAACCUUACUUUAUAUAAACUAUACUUAAAGUUGGUGCCUAACAAACAUUCCUCGGAUUUCACGUGAAAGUUGGGUUUUUAAAGAAGUUUAUUUCUUGUUGCUUACGAAAAAAAGUACUUAUCAACAAAAUAAAGACGAAUCACUGUGAGCAAAAGCAUUUAUAUUUUUUAAGAGCAACAAAAACACAAAAGCGUGUCAAAUCAGCAACCAUAAAGCGGGUCGUGCAAAGAUGCCAGCAGCCAGCUCACAUUCACGUCUGUUCUUCUAUUUGCUGUGCGCUGCCUCACUCCUAGCCGUUUCCAAGUCGGAUGCCGGUAGUACAAAGAACUCUUACUUUAUUUCAUACUUUUACUAUUUGGUUAUUAACUUUAUAAAUCCGUUCGCAAUGCCGAUAUUUUAUCGAUUUGUAAAUAUUUUGUCAUUACAACCACCAACUGAAGAUUUGGCCUACGACGCAGCUAUACAGCUAGGCUUGCUAAACCAUCGUCUUAAUUUACUAAGCCACGAGGAAGAAUCCAGGCAAUUAAGUUUACCAAACAUAACCCUGGGGAACAUCGUGAACCGCAUACCCUGUAGUUGUGACAAUGGCCUGUGCAAGUGCUGUGCCGGUUUCCUUUCAGUUAUAGGCAUGAACAGUUGCACAGAAGUGGCAUAUCGACCUGAAGAAUUUUCUUUCGAGUUGCGAAUGCGCGUUAACAACAACAUUUGGUUCAGACAAAAGGUCUCGGGACAGAAUCCCCCUCCAUUCUGCUUCCGGCCGCCACGUUUUAAUUUUGCUAAAGCUUGUAUUCAAUUUCAUGAUAUUUGGUUUGUCGGUCGUAAUAUGCACGUUUGCAUGUAUAUGUCAGGAGAGUUUCAGGGCUUCGAGUUGUUUGAAAGAAACUUUGACUGUCUCUUGUUUGGAGAUCACGGAGUUAAAAUUGUUCCUCCAGAGCAGGGUUAUCCUGUGAGGCCUAACGAUGUCGAUAUUGAUGAUGGAGACGAUGAUAUUGAGGACUACGAUGAGAAUGUAGUUCGCAGUUUGGCAGAAACGAUGGUUAAAUAAAUAUUAAUGAUUAGAUUUACUUAUUAAUUUUAAAUACUAUUUAUUUCAAAAGGAAUCACAAAAUCAUUUUAUAAAAUAAAACAUUUUUUAAACAU